Molecule: messenger RNA, 817 nt
Organism: Diachasmimorpha longicaudata
Lineage: Eukaryota; Metazoa; Arthropoda; Insecta; Hymenoptera; Braconidae
Gene: Cpr49Aa
Product: endocuticle structural glycoprotein SgAbd-1
Exons: 3
Coding region: 149-586 (145 amino acids)
Cellular component (GO): chitin-based extracellular matrix
Molecular function (GO): structural constituent of chitin-based larval cuticle
Source: RefSeq, a predicted model, not a curated record
CGAGUUGGUAUAAAUUCACUGAGAAAACGGUACACAGGAUUAUUCCAUUGCCGGUGGAAAUAAAGUUUUUCACGUGCAGUUAGCUACUCUUCUCUUGUUGUGUUAUUUGUUCUAUUUAUUGAUUUAAUUUUUAUAUAUUUGAUUUAAUAUGAAGAGGCUUAUGUUAUUUUUCGGCGUGGUGUUGAUGGUUGAAGGACAAUUGAAAUAUCCUCAAUACAAUCCUGACUAUUAUGGUCGACGGUUUGCAAUUUUACGCCAAAGCCAUGAUCAAGAUUUCGGCGGUUCAUAUGCUUUCAGUUACGACACUGAAAAUGGGAUAUCAGUAGCUGAACAAGGACAACCAAAGAAUGUUGGAGGUGCAGGACAGGCGGAAGUUGUUCGAGGGCAAUAUAGUUACACAGCACCUGAUGGGACACCAAUCUUGGUUACUUAUCAAGCUGAUGAAAAUGGUUUUCAAGCGAAUGGCGCCCAUUUACCAACUCCACCACCAAUUCCAGCUGCAAUUGAACGGGCCUUGGCCUAUAAUGCAGCUCAUCCUGAAGAAGAGGACCCAUACAAUAGAAGAUAUUAUGGGCAAGGCAAAUAAAUAACAAUGGAAAAAAGUGGCGAAUAAAUGAAUAGACAGGUAAAAAGAAGAAUGAUAAACUAUAUUGCCAAGCCUAGUUCGAUGAGAUGCAUCGAACGAAUGAAAAGAUUACCGAUUGGAUAAAUGAUGAAUCGUUUAUAACUUGCUUAUUUGUUUAUAUUCAUGUGAAUUAACAAGAAGAAUUGUUGAAUUCUGAAAAUGUGCUUCCAAUAAACUUCAAUUUGUCUCUUA